ACGAGCACAGAGCCAGCAGCAAUGGGGCCGGGAGCUUUGGGAAAUGGGGUCAGGACGGAGACAGCGCUGGGUUCUGGAGUCAGCCUUCACGCCUACGACAUCGGGGUCCUGGUUGUCUACUUUGUCUUUGUCAUCGCUGUGGGGCUCUGGUCGUCCUACCGUGCGAGCCGAGGGACCAUUGGCGGCUAUUUCCUGGCAGGGAGAUCCAUGAGCUGGUGGCCAAUUGGAGCCUCUCUGAUGUCCAGCAACGUGGGCAGCGGCUUGUUCAUCGGCCUGGCUGGGACAGGGGCUGCCGGAGGCCUUGCUGUGGGUGGCUUCGAGUGGAACGCAACCUGGCUGCUUCUGGCCCUCGGCUGGAUCUUCGUCCCUGUGUACAUCGCAGCCGGUGUGGUCACAAUGCCGCAGUACCUGAAGAAGCGAUUUGGGGGCCAGAGGAUCCAGGUGUACAUGUCUGUCUUGUCUCUCAUCCUCUACAUCUUCACUAAGAUUUCAACUGACAUCUUCUCUGGAGCCAUCUUCAUCCAGAUGGCCUUGGGUUGGAACCUUUACCUCUCCACGGUGAUCCUGCUGGUGGUGACGGCCGUCUACACCAUCACAGGAGGCCUCACGGCCGUGAUCUACACAGACGCUCUACAGACGGUGAUCAUGGUGGGGGGAGCCCUGGUCCUCAUGUUUCUGGGCUUUCAGGAGGUGGGCUGGUACCCAGGCCUGGAGCAGCGGUACAUGCAGGCCAUCCCUAAUGCCACAGUCCCCAACACCACCUGUCACCUCCCCCGGCCCGAUGCCUUCCACAUGCUCCGGGACCCUGUGAGCGGGGACAUCCCUUGGCCAGGCCUCAUUUUCGGGCUCACGGUGCUGGCCACCUGGUGCUGGUGCACGGACCAGGUCAUUGUGCAGAGGUCUCUCUCCGCCAAGAGUCUGUCCCAUGCCAAGGGAGGCUCCGUGCUGGGGGGCUACCUGAAGAUCCUGCCCAUGUUCUUCAUCAUCAUGCCCGGCAUGAUCAGCCGGGCCCUGUACCCAGAUGAAGUGGGCUGUGUGGACCCUGAUGUCUGCCAAAGAGUCUGCGGGGUCCCAGUGGGAUGUUCCAACAUCGCCUACCCCAAGCUGGUCAUGGGUCUCAUGCCCGUUGGUCUGCGGGGCCUGAUGGUCGCUGUGAUCAUGGCCGCCCUCAUGAGCUCACUCACCUCUGUCUUCAACAGCAGCAGCACCCUGUUCACCAUCGACGUGUGGCAGCGCUUCCGCAGGAAGGCAACAGAGCAGGAGCUGAUGGUGGUGGGCAGAGUGUUUGUGGUGUUCCUGGUCAUCAUCAGCAUCCUCUGGAUCCCCAUCAUCCAGAGCUCCAACAGCGGGCAGCUCUUCGACUACAUCCAGUCUGUCACCAGUUACCUGGCCCCGCCCAUCACCGCCCUCUUCCUGCUGGCCAUCUUCUGCAAGAGGGUCACAGAGCCUGGGGCCUUCUGGGGCCUGCUGUUUGGCCUGGCAGUGGGGCUUCUGCGCAUGAUCCUGGAGUUCGUGUACCCAGCCCCAGCCUGCGGGGAGGUGGACCGCAGGCCGGCCGUGCUGAAGGACUUGCACUACCUGUACUUUGCGCUCCUCCUCUGCGGGCUCACUGCCGUCGUCAUCGUCACCGUCAGCCUCUGCACAGCCCCCAUCCCUGAGGAAAAGCUCGCUCGCCUGACAUGGUGGACACGGAACUGCCCCCACUCUGGGCUGGAGAAGGAGUCCCAUGAGGGCACACCAGAGGCAUCAGAGGUGCCAUCCGGGGAGUGCCCUGCAGCAGGCGGAGGGGCAGAGGACUCCAGCCAGGACUGCGAGCAGCCUGGAGAUCCCCGCAGGUCCUGGGGAAAGCUGCUCUGGGGCUGGUUCUGUGGGCUCUCCGGGGCCCCGGAGCAAGCCCGGAGCCCAGCGGAGACGGCCGCGCAGGAGCAGAAGCUGACCAGCACCGAGGAGGAGCCGCUCUGGAGAAGCGUCUGCAACGUCAACGCCAUCCUCCUGCUGGCCAUCAAUGUCUUCCUCUGGGGCUACUUUGCAUGAGUCCACAGAUCUGGCUUCAGCUGACACACGUCCAACACACCCCGGGCUCAGCCACAGCAGCAGGCUUUCCUCUCACCUUGCUGUCCAAACUAGAGACUACAGAGGCUGAAGCUGCAAGAGCCCCUGCAGAGCAUCUAAUCCAGGCUCCACCCUGGACAACUGGAGAAGUGGAGGCCCAGAGAGAGCACUGGCUCUACUCAGGGCCACACAGCAGGACUCGCACUGGGUCUCCUGACGCCAGCUCUCUUUCCAUUACAUUGCCUUACAUUCCUACCUCAAAAACACUCCUUCUACCCUCUUGGUAUGUCUACUCAAAAACUUUUACUACUUGUGUGUUUUGAGGUUACAAAAGUGGAGGAUACAAGGAAAGUUGUGGCAAGAAUGUUGCAAAGGUCCACAUGUACCUUGGCUCACCCCAUCCCUGCCUUUCCGCUUCUCCUUCCUCCCUCUCUAGUUCCCAGUCCUUGGCCCCCUAUUCCCAGCAGGGCUCCACCCAGGGGGGGCCUUAUACUUCCACAGGCAGCUCCACAAUCGUGGCUGUCAGACCCAAAGGAGGGAGGGACCCGGGUGGCAUGCAAACAUGGUGACAGGUGGUGUUUGGGACAGGGAGUUCUGGGCUGAGAGACUCUCCUUGGUGCUACUCAAAUUCUGCCUUUUCCACUCUCAUAUGUGAAUGUGUACCGUCUCCGUGGCCUUGAGGAACUUAGAGUCCAGCUGGAGAGACGGCACUUGUUGAAAACAAGAGGACUCGAGUUAGGCUGCUCUGUGCGGAAGGGUAAGCCCUGCAGAGGGGCAGCACGGAGAGCCUCGGAGCCACUGCACUGGGCUGUGCCCUUUGCCCGCCAGGCAUCCUCCCACCCUGGAAAACACCAUGGCCCUGCUUAGGUGUCCUUCCUCCAGGAAGCUGCCUGAUGCCACCACUGGGCCAAGGUCCCACACCCUCUGGACCUGCUUCUGUGGCAGCACUGAUCCCUGUACUGUGAUCUUUGUCUCCCCAACUAGAUUGAGUCCUCCAAGGGGCAAGGACCAAGGACCAUGCCCCUUGUGACUUUGUACCCAUAAAGUAACAGGUGUUCAAUAAAUGUUAAAUUAGUACUUCUCCAAGGUCCCAGUAGACUUUGCACUGUGGCUGGCGGGUAGCGACCUGGGGAACCAGCUGGUGGGGAGGAACCUCCAGCUGGAGUUUAUACCCUGAGUCUCAGACGUCUGGAAUGAAACCACAGCCCUGUCCCAUUGCCAAGGACACAGGUGAAAAUGUCUCUGCUUUCUUCCAUGUCCCCAUCUGUCUAGGCUGCCCCUGCUCUCAUUGGAUCCCCUUUAAUGCUGCCUUCCAUCAUCACUUUAUACUAAUCACUCAGCAAAACCAAAUACAAAUAAAAUUCUAGUUCCUUGAGGUUUCAAUACAGCUCAUCCUAUGAACACCCCGUUGCUGCUGCCUCCAAAUUUCUGUGUCCCCUGCCCUUUUGACCUCAUCUGAGUCACCCCACGUGGCUAAGCUCUCCUCACUGCUCCCCACUGACCCUUCCUGGGAACUCAGCUUUCUCCCCUGAUUGUCCCCAAAACCAUUCACAUAAGGCAUUUGUGUAUAACCAAUUAUACUGCAGGUUUAGGGAGGGGAAGAUUUUUAAACCACAGAAGCACAGUUUAAAAUGAAAUCAUUGAACAUCCCUAUUUUCAAAAGUUCCUUGGCAGCCUGUUCUGAGUUUCCUACCAGUCUCCCGCCUCCUGCUGCCGCCCCUCCCAAGGUGGAUUUUCUCAGGGCUCUGGGUCCUCCAUUCCGGUUCCUGCUCCCUCCUCAGUUUCCACCUCCCUUUAUUAGGCUGGAUCUCCUCUGCCUCCAGACCUACCUGCUCUA
Equus caballus (horse) is the source of this 3889-nucleotide messenger RNA. It is a transcript of the gene SLC5A9, whose product is annotated as solute carrier family 5 member 9. Gene Ontology annotation, molecular function: D-glucose:sodium symporter activity. NCBI's taxonomy places the organism in Eukaryota, Metazoa, Chordata, Mammalia, Perissodactyla, Equidae. The record is from RefSeq and is a predicted model, not a curated record. Gene Ontology annotation, cellular component: plasma membrane. Gene Ontology annotation, biological process: transmembrane transport.